AUGCCCCAAUCCAAGGCCGACCAAAUCUCCAACACGCAGGCCAACCUGCCUCUCCCCGAGCAGCCCCCCCAGGCCUCCGACUGGCAAUCCGCCGACGCGCGGACCGUCAACGUCGGCGCGGGCGGCGACGCGGAGCGCAAGCUGGGCACCGAGGCGGGCUCGCAGGCCGGGCUGCGGGGACCGGCGACGAAGGGCGCGGACAUGGACAUGAGCGGCAUUGGGCGCGGCGUGGACGAGGCGGCCAAGAAGGGGGCCAACGCGUCCAAUGGCGGCGGGAGCUUGAGGGGCGUCUACUAUGGACGUUCCUGA
This is a messenger RNA of Purpureocillium lilacinum, 309 nucleotides long. RefSeq lists its product as uncharacterized. Lineage: Eukaryota; Fungi; Ascomycota; Sordariomycetes; Hypocreales; Ophiocordycipitaceae. The record is from RefSeq and is a predicted model, not a curated record.